UCUUCAGUCGCUCCUCUCUUUCUCGUCAAGAUGGCGGCGGACGAACCCCGUGAAGACGCCUGUCGGGAAUACCAGUCGUCCUUGGAGGACCUGACGUUCAACAGCAAGCCUCACAUCAACAUGCUGACCAUCCUGGCCGAGGAGAACCUGAAGUUCGCCAAGGAUAUCGUCACUCUUAUCGAAGCGCAAGUCGCUAAGGCACCUAGCUCAGAGAAGCUUCCAGUCAUGUAUCUUAUGGAUUCCAUUGUAAAAAAUGUUGGAAGAGACUACGUUGCUGCGUUUGCUAAAAACAUAGUUUCCACGUUUGUUAUUGUGUUUGAAAAGGUGGAUGAAAACACUAGAAAAAGUCUGUAUAAGUUGCGCUCCACAUGGGAUGAAAUAUUUACUUCAAAGAAAUUGUAUGCACUUGAUGUGAGGGUCAACCAGGUAGACCCAGCAUGGCCUGUCAAGCCUUUACCACCUAAUGUGAACACAGCUAGCAUCCAUGUGAAUCCUAAAUUCCUGAACAAACCAGAGGAGUCUGCUAAUACUAAACCUGCUGUAUCCAUGCCAAAGCCUGCUCCUCCUCGCACAAGUACCGAGGUACCAAAGCCUCAUCUUUCACAAGAGCAGGUUAUAAGACAACAGUUACUUGUGAAGCAAAAACAGUUGUUAGAACUUCAGCAAAAGAAGUUGGAAUUAGAAUUAGAGCAAACAAAGGCGCAACUGGCAAACAGUGUCCCUUCAGUACCUGUGAAACCGAACGUGGUCCCAGAAAUUCCACACAUGCCUGUUAAGGCUGCACAACCUACCUCUUCUAUGCAGUCUGAGAAGAACAAGAUUCCCGUGCCCCCUCACUCAGACAAGGCUCCAGUACCAACCAGAGACCCUAGACUUAACAGGGCAAGCCAGCAUUCAUCACAUACAAAAGAUCAACUUCAUAAAAAGGAAAUUAAGACCAAUGCACCUACUCCAGCAGACUCUAAACCCCUCAAACCUGUGUCGUCAGACAAAACAAACUUUUCAUCAAAGCAAGAAAAAAAUAAGCCAGGAGAGAAGCUUCCUAAAAAGGAACCUGUACCUUUAGAUGUUAAAAUUAAGUCAAAAUCUCCUUUACCAUUGUUGCCCAAGAUACCUCAUAUAAGAGACGGCAAACCCCCAGUUGUGGACAGUGUUAGAGAUUUUUCUGCAAGAGAGCCGGAUGUAAAUAGAAGAGAUCCAAGGUUACGCAAACCGAGCGUACACAAAGAUAAAUCUGACGACAAACCGGAAGACAUAAAGGAGAAACGAAAAAGCACAGAGAAAAAAGAGGAGCACAAAUCCUCCGACCAUCGACCUGGAAAUAGGAAUAAGAUUGUGAAUGGUAUUGUGCCGAAAAACGAUACGGGUUCAAAUGACUCUGACAAACUAAGCCAAAAACCUGGAAGAAGCAGUAAUCGAAAAAGGUCUCGAUCACGUUCUCCUAAGUCCAGGAGAGUCCGACAUUCUCUUUUAAAGAGAAGGCAGAGAAGCCAAUCUCCAAUUCUUCCGAGGAGCCGCUCUCCUAUUCCCCCUCUCCCCAAAAACAGCAAGCUGCGUCAGCCUGGAAGUAAAUCGCCUCAUACAAGUGACUUUUCAGCAAGCGCAAGAGAUGAGCGGAGUAAAAGGAUACCCAAGUUAGAUCCUAGAGACAGCAGGAGGCAGAAAAGACCCUCUGAAGAAAGACAGAAGAGACCCUCAGAGGAAAGGCAGCAAGAUUUAAUCAUGCCGUUAUUUAGUAAAUCUGGUUCAGAACCAAAGGAAAAUGUGGAGAAUUGGCAGGGGUCCAAGACUGGAAAAAGAUGGCGACCUGGAUGGGAAGAAGGCAAAACGUCUCAAAGUGAUGAUCACCUUCAGAGUAAUAGGACUCCUUACCAAAGGCAUCGGGACAGCUGGUCUAAUAGUAAAGGAUUACUUUCUCCUCGCAUUUCCAAACAACAACAACAACCGUGGUUAAGUGUGGAUGCUAACUUGAAAAUCCCAAAAGAAUUAACAAGUGCAAGCAAGGGUGAACUGCUUAAGAAGGCUAAUGAGCGUUUGGCAUCUGGUGAAAUUACACAAGAUGAGUUCCUUGUUGUGGCACAUCAAAUUCGGCAGCUUUUUCAGUAUCAAGAAGAUAAACAAAGAUGUGUGUAUAGCAGUCCCACCGAAGAAGGGAAUAAAAGCGGAGUGCGCAAGAAACCCCUUCUGUCUAAUGCAGAAUUGACUUACUACCAACAUAAAGCUAAGCUGAGGAGGACUCAGGUACAGCAUAAUUUUAUGGAGCAAGAUUUUAUGGAUAUGUCCAUGGAUGAAACAAGCCCUGGUGAUGGAGAAGAGGAGCUCAAUGACAGAAUAUCCAGCAGCUUAUCUGAAAGAAAUGAGCCGUUCCCAGAAAGAGUUCUCCGCCGUUCCCCUAUGCCUGGAACGCUACUUCUCGAGGAAGACCUUCCCCAUGAAGGUCAUAGAAGACUUGAAGAUCUAGAACUGCCCCAAGGUUUGAGAGAUGAAUCACGGACAUUAUACAAUGAGCGAUAUCUUCAACGACCCAGAUAUGACGAUAAAGAGCAGGUGCCUUUUGUAGACAGUACAGACCCAGUCAGCAAAGAGAAUGCAAAGCAUGUUGCUUUAGUUGAGGAGAGAAGACCUCUGCUUGAACUGCCAACGCUGUUACCUAAUAGAGUUGAUGAUACUGACAGUCCAGGUUUUGAAGACAUGGAUGUUAUCAAGCGAGAAAGUUCCCCAAACAAAAGAUUUGAUGGUCCUUUAGGUAAUCAAGCUGGAGGUCAAUUUUUCGAAGACGUGAAAGGACAGAAUAUGGAUUUUGACCCUAUUGGAGGGAAUUUAAUAGACUCUCCAAGGUUUGACAACAUUUCCGGGCAGCCAAGUAGCUUGCAGAACCAACCAUUGCAAAGGUUUGAAGGUAUGCAAAAUCCAAUGGUUAGGACUCCACCGAUGGGCAGUCAAAGAAUGGAGGCUUCCCCAGGUCCACCACUUGUUUCAACAAGAUUUGAUGGUUCACAGGGACAGAAGUUAGGAUCUCAGUUUGAUGGAAUUCCUGGGCAACCCAUAGUUCAACCACGAUUUGAUGGAGUGCAGCCAGUAGGGCCACAGAGAUAUGAAGGCGGUUUAGGACUGGGACCACAAAGGUUUGAUGGGUCACAGAGAUUUGAUGGUGGGCCUGCAACGCAAAAUUUUGAUGGGCCUCAACGAUUUGAAGGUUCACAGAGGUUUGAAGGAUCUCAGAGAUUUGAUGGAAUAGGACCGCAAAGAUUUGAAGGGCCCCAAAGGUUUGAUGGUAAUUCUGGGCCUCAGAGGCCACAUGGUCCACGAUUCGACGGCCCUCCUGGUCCUAGAUUUGAUGUAAAUCAAGGUCCCAGGUUUGAUCAUGGCCCUGGUCCACAAGGUUUAAUAAGAUUCGAUGGACCUAUGGGACAAGCUGGGCCCAGAUUUGACAGUCUUCCUGUUAACAGAUACGAAAACCACCCUCCCCUUUUGGCAAGGUACGAUGGUGUUCCUGGGCAACCAUGUACAAGGUUUGAUGGACCUCCUGGGCACCAAACGCCACCUAGGUUUGAUGGACCAGUGCAUAUGCAGCCACGUUUUGAUGCACCCCUGCCCCGAUUUGAUGGGCCAAAUCAGCAGCCCAGAUUUGAUUUGCCUCAAGGUCCACGAUUUGAAAAUAUGAAUCCGCCUAUUGGGCAGAAUAAUCCACCCUUUGUCCAGAAUGCUCCUUUUGCUGAGCCUCAAAAUGUGUUUCAUGGACAGUCGCAAGGCAUUCAGUUCCAAAGGCAAGAGCAGAGAUUUGACCAUCCUCAAGGACCAGGAUAUACUGGGCCACCAGCCCCUGGAAUGCAGCUCUUUCCUAACCAACUCCCUAGACCAUCGGGACCUUAUUUUGAUGACAAAAAUCCACAGGUUCCUCCUUUUGGGAACUUUAACCUGCCUGUUGCAAAUAUGCAGCCGAACCCUCCGUUUCCCUCUAUGGCUGCUAUGACUCAACCUGGACCUUUCAAUCAGGAGCAAAUGAUUGGCUCAGCACAAGCACCCAAUACUGGCCCCUUUAUAUCUGCCACAUUCGCAAACCCAGAAAAUCAUUUGGGUCAGUUGGAUGUUAAUGAAUUAUUUUCAAAGCUGCUUUCUACCGGAAUCCUAAAAGCUUCGCAGUCUGAGCCGUCCUCUUCCCAAACUGAGGCACCCAGUCAGCCUGUCGUGGAAGAGGAGGAGGAGGAACCGGCCGACGAACAUGAGAUUCCUGAUCUCACCAGCUUUGUCCUAGAAGAUAUGAAAAUACGCUUUGAGUGCGUUAUAACCCGCCUGUACACUGGCAUCCAGUGCUAUUCAUGUGGGAUGAGGUUUACAAAGUCACAGACCGAUGUAUACGCUGACCACUUAGAUUGGCAUUACCGGCAAAACAGGACCGAGAAAGAUGUGAGCAGGAAAAUAACACACAGGAGAUGGUACUACGGCUUAACGGACUGGAUUGAGUUUGAGGAAAUUGCUGAUCUGGAGGAAAGGGCUAAAAGCCAGUUUUUUGAGAAAGUCCACGAGGAGGUCAUAUUAAAAACUCAGGAGGCGGCUAAGGAGAAAGAAUUUCAGAGCGUGCAGGCUGGUCCCGCGGGAGCUGACGAGAUUUGUGAAAUCUGCCAGGAGCAGUUUGAACAGUAUUGGGAUGAGGAAGAGGAGGAGUGGCAUCUGAGGAACGCUAUGCGUGUAAAUGACAAGAUUUAUCACCCCUCCUGCUAUGAAGAUUAUAAAAAUACUUCUUCCUUCUUGGACUCCACACCGUCCCCCAGUAAAGCACUCUUGGAAAAUCCAUUGAGUGCCAUGUUAAGUCUGGUUAAGGAGGAGGCAUCAGACACUACCGACAUUGCAGUCAAGGAAGAGCCUACAGAGAACAGACCCUGUAGUAGGGGCGAAAGCAUACCUCUGUUAGCAGAGAUCAAGUCUGAGCCCGCCGAUCCGGAGUAGACGCUGCUACAAUAAGACGACUUCUGUUUGUAGUUUAGAAAUUUCUAUUGAGCUGGGGGCGGGGCCUCCGGUUUUCCUUCGUUACUGAAUACAUUUUUGUAUUUGUAUUUUUUUCUUAUACCAACACAGUUUCAUGUGUAAUUUCUCUGGACGUGUCAGAUAGCAGAAUGGACUUGUAUUUGUAAAAUUUCCUCCUGACUGUAAAUUAUAAAUAAAAAUAUUUUUGCUAUAACCGGAGUGUGAUGUUUGCACACCAUACAGAGGCUUAAGAAUAAAGUGCUUUACUUUUGGUUGACGAUGUAUCUUUGUGGAAACAUUUUUAUGGGUUUGACAACAAAGAGAUUGCGUGCUGUUUUUUUUUGUGUUUUCCUAGAUUACAUGUCGGACUAACAACCGGUUGGUUUAAAGUAUUCUUUUUUAAAUACAGUUUAUAAAUAUUCACUAAUCUGGAAUCCAGGUAAAUGACAAAUGGAAGCGUGUCAAAACUCGGAGGAGACCUUUAAGUUUAAUACGCGUGUAUAUAUUCC
Nanorana parkeri is the source of this 5474-nucleotide messenger RNA. RefSeq names its product PCF11 cleavage and polyadenylation factor subunit (gene PCF11). NCBI's taxonomy places the organism in Eukaryota, Metazoa, Chordata, Amphibia, Anura, Dicroglossidae. Gene Ontology annotation, biological process: termination of RNA polymerase II transcription. The coding region runs from base 31 to 4947 and encodes 1638 amino acids. The record is from RefSeq and is a predicted model, not a curated record. The transcript is spliced from 18 exons. Gene Ontology annotation, molecular function: RNA polymerase II complex binding; mRNA binding. Gene Ontology annotation, cellular component: mRNA cleavage factor complex; cytoplasm.